Molecule: messenger RNA, 2523 nt
Organism: Klebsormidium nitens
Lineage: Eukaryota; Viridiplantae; Streptophyta; Klebsormidiophyceae; Klebsormidiales; Klebsormidiaceae
Source: the annotation of a GenBank genome assembly
UAGGAAAGCAACGUAGAAUUCAUCACGCAGGCGGCUGAGGUACCAGAGAGAGCGCCUUGUUAGAACUUGGAGCGGCACAGAGCGUUAUAUACCCGACCAGAAACAGCAACUGGUCGAUGCAGGCACUAGAAGGCACGUAAUGUACUCAGCAAUGUUGGCGACGUAUCAACGAUUGAUCGGCGCUGUGACACUGCGCUGGCCAUUGCUCUGAGAACUUCUCAACUCGUGACAUAGCACUGGCAUUGAAGCCACCACCGCAUUAUAGGUUGCGUCCCAGAGACACCGUUGCAUGCAAGCCAUGAAGAGAUGGUUGCCUCUUGAGCCAGUGAACUGCCGGCAAUGCAAACGAGAAAGCCCACAGCAGUAGUGAAUCUGUGGUGAUCGUUAGGCGCAAGAUCAGAAUAAACCCCUUCUGUGGUGAACGUUAUCGCAAGCGACAUCCUCAGGCAGGAGCAUGGGUGUUCUGCAAAGGUGUUAUAGAGCCCCCGGGGGAGAGAGCUUCUCCCGGAGGCUUCUCCUGGUCACGCUUGCCCAGAUCUACUCGAUAACAUCCACGGGCAUCGUGUUUGGUUACUCGGGCCUGUACGAUGUGUUCCUUUUUGAGGUCAAGGCGUUUGGCGAGUACUGCAAGGAUGGCCCCACGCCGUGCCCUGCUCAGCAGGAGCGCCUCUCCAGGAUGUUUACCAUCGGCGCCACCACCCUCUCCGGCUGCGCCUUUUUUAUUGGCGUCUUCCUUGAUUACAUGGGCCCGCGCAUAACCGUGUGCUUGGGCUCACUCCUGCUAGCAGGGGGUCUCCUCUCAGUUGCAUUUGCCCAGGAACUGUCGAGCACGCUCUAUUACGUCGGGUUCUUCCUCAUGUCCGCCGGGGGGUCUUGUAUCGCCAACAGUACCUUCAACUUUGGGGAGCUGUUCCCCGACCAGUCAGCGGGCAUCAUAGGCGCACUCUCCACUGGCUUCAACUCAUCGACGGUUGUCUUCUGCAUCUUCGGUGCGAUCAUCCACCAUUUCGACGUCUCCCUCAAGUCCGUCUUCAUCGGUUAUACAGCCCUGCCCGUCGUCAUAUUCAUAUCCAGCGUGCUCCUAUUUCCGGAUAGGCCAUUUGAGCCAAUCCGGAAGAACGAGACGGAACAAACCCGAUUCAAAGGGGAACUUCACCACUACUGGAGCUACAUCGCCAGUCAGCGCAAGGAUUCCGUUGACGUCGAAGCGUCCGAAACCUCCGUGCCCUAUAACCCGCACCUUAGCCGUCCUUCUGCUUCCAUCGAACACAACGCCCUGACCGCCCCCCUGCUUGCAAGUCCUUCAGACACUCCCCCAGAACUGCCUUUGCGAGAACCCGGGGCAAAGCGAGAAAGUAUUGCACGGAGAUUGUUCCGGGGGAUGUCUUUCCGGGCGGAGGAGCCCCCACCCGACAUCUACAACACCGCGUUCUCCAGGCAGGUCAAUUCGGCUGUGUAUUGGAGCAUGGCGAUCAUGACCGCGUAUGUGGUGCUCCGGGUGAACUACUACUUCCAGACUAUCUACGAGCAGCUGCUCUGGACCGCGCAGCAACAGUACCCGGGGGAUGUGCUGCAGGCCAGGAACGUCGCCCGGUACUACACCAACUUCUUCAACUACUUUCUCCCGGUCGGCGCCCUUCUGAUGAUCCCCGUCGUGGGCUUCUGCCUGUCGGAGCUGGGCUUCGUGGCGAGCUACUUCAUCCUCGCGGUGCUGCACCUGCUCUUCUGCAUCGUCAAUGCGUACGACCAGCCGCCAAUCCAGCUACAAGUCGCCUCCUUCGUCCUGUUCGCUGCGCUCCGACCUUUCCUCUUCGGCAGCAUCACGGCUUUCCUUGGCCGCGUCUUCGGCUUCAAGAACUUCGGCCAGCUGUACGGGCUCAAGCGAAUCAUGGGCGCGCUCGGCACCUUUUUGGGUUAUCCACUGCAAGUGCUAACCAUCCAUAGUCUGCAUAACCGUUAUGUUUACGUCAACAGCUGCUUCAUUGCGAUUGGCGUGCUGUUUUUCACGUUCCCGCUGUAUCUCUGGAAGAGGGUGUUCUAUAACGUGUUUCUGCGUCCCCCGAGUGUACACUAGACGGCCGCAACACAGUUAUGCCUUUGAAGGCUCGGCGUUGUAAGAGCUAGGUAAAGCAGAGAAAUGAAAACAGCUUUGAGGUGCCUUGAUUUCAUCAGCAGAUGAUCAAGGUCCUAGAAUAGUCAAUGUUAGAGUCUCUGAGAUUCGUAAAGCAAGUUCGAACUGAAUAAGGCAUGUCCUUAGAGUUAAUUUGCGCGGCUGCGAAGAACUGAAACUUGAGAAACCAUCCACCAUUCCUCGAGCAAAGACCUUGAGUAACAUCUGAGCAAAUGCUGACCGUGAACAAUGAGUAUUUGGCACAUUAGGCAGACAAAGUUGCCCCAGAAGCUUCCAGAGAUUGAGCCGGCAAACACAAAACGCAGCUUUGCUGCAUGAUUCUGGAACGCAACAUGAUUGUCCAAGGUCCACACGAAGACGUCACUGUCGGAUUUUGCCAGAAUCGAUUCGGA